Messenger RNA from Cryptomeria japonica (Japanese cedar), 1804 nucleotides. Its product is annotated as E3 ubiquitin-protein ligase RFI2-like. Lineage: Eukaryota; Viridiplantae; Streptophyta; Pinopsida; Cupressales; Cupressaceae. The record is from RefSeq and is a predicted model, not a curated record. The transcript has 2 exons. Bases 109 to 1398 code for a protein of 429 amino acids. Gene Ontology annotation, molecular function: ubiquitin-protein transferase activity.
CGGCUGUAAUCACCGAAGGCACGGUCGGAAUCUUCUUGAAAUUCUUAUUGCAGACAAUUUCCUCUGCACCCAAUUGCGCUACAGUAACGGAAGUAUUGUUAUUCGGCCAUGGAGGCCUCGAAUGUGGAGGGAUCAGUGAAGGUAGACGAGAAACCCAGGGUUCAAGGGGCUGCUGCCAAUCAAUGUUCUGUGUGUCUCGAAGCUGUUGUUGUGGAUGCUGCAAAGCGUUCUGUUGCCAAGCUCAAGUGUGGGGAUUAUUUUCACCUUGACUGCAUUGGAUCUGCAUACAAUGCAAAGGGGAUUAUGCAGUGCCCAAAUUGCAGAGACAUUGAAGAUGGUCAGUGGGUUUAUGCGAAUGGGGGUGGUUUGCCAGAUGAUAGUCCAUUUGAAGAGAUGGGUUAUGAAGAUGGUGACUAUGAUAUUUAUGGUGGUGUAUCAGAGUUUCUCUUUUCACAUGAGCAUAUCGGAACUACAAAUUGGUGCCCUUAUCCAGGUUCAUCGUAUUCACACUUUUCUGUUUCAUUAGAAGGAAUUGAUCCUUCGGCAAGUGGUUGUCCUGAUUUACUUGUCAAUGUUGUUUGUGGAAACUUGCCACCCUCAUUUCCCUUUGGUCCUGGUAAUGAUUCUAGGCCAUCAAGGUAUCAUCUUGGUUAUGAAUCUAUGAUUGGAGCUUUGCAGCAUCAUGUUCAGAAUGAGUCUCUUGGUGCUGAGGUUGCUGGUAUUCAAGGUUUUACAUCUCCAGAUGGACGGCAGUGGUCUCAUCAUAUACUGCCAAUGCCAAGUUCUAUGUCGUCGGAUACUGCCAGCUCAUCAAGAUUAAUUCCAGUCAACGAGAGGUCUUGUCCAUAUCGAAUGCCAACUGAUACAGGGGCACAGCAGAGGACUGCAGAUGUUUCAAAUGCUUCUACCAUCUGGUCCGAACCACCUGCACAGAACCAGUCUCAGGGUGGGAGAGGCCCUAUACCUCCUGCAAGAUCUAAUCGAAAUGCUUUAGGUACUUCAAGCAGUUGGAGUAAUAGAAGCCAUGGUGGAGCUGGAAGGACAGGACAUUCAAGUGAUUCUCAUGCACAAUUGCAAUGGGCGUUUGCAACUCCUAGUGGGGUUCAGGAUGGAAGAGCAAGCAUGCGAGAUACAAAUCGGCAGGGUGAUCACGGCAUACCUUGGAGUAGGGAUGGAUUUUCUGGAAAUCCUUGGGCUGUGCGAGAACCAGAGUACUUGAGGUGGGAUUCUGUCGCUUCUAGCAGUUCUCAUGCUGGCAUUUACCAUGGAGUACAUGGACUUGGAAAUGGUGCAUUCAGGACUCCAUCUGCUUUUUCUGGAUAUCCUUCUACUUUUCAACAUGAUGGAUCAGGGGAUGUUGGUUCUCAGUAUCCUCGGUCAACCACACGACCCGGAUAGGCAAUAUCAUUUUUUGAAUUAAGUCUUAAGAACUUUUAAAGACAAGACAGCUGCAUUUUGCAUAUUCAGCUGCAACAAGUAGGCUGGGAAAAUUCUUUUUCUGAAGCAUAUUCAGCUUUGAAGGCAAGUCGAUGAUUUUCCAAGAUGUUUGAUAUCUGUGUGGCCAGUGGGCGUUUUGGCUGUUCAAAUUAUUCACAAUAUGUCACAUCUCAAGCUAUUCUAGGGGUAAUAUCAUGCUCACAAUAUUUGAGGAGAGCUUUUCUUAAUGCUUAUGGUGAGGAUAUGCCAAAGUGCAAGGACAAAUUUGACAGGUAUUGAUGGGCUGCCUCUCUCUGUCUGUCAUUUUUGCUUUAUAAAUAUUUAUGGGACUCAUGAUCAAUGAGUCAAGGUUUCAUCUCUUUUUUAA